CAGAAACCGAAAGCGUUCAUAUCGGAUGACCAAACAUCAUUUCGGCUCAAUCAAAAUCUAACUAAAUCUAACAAAAAGUUUUCACGUGUGGCGACAGCGACUAUCAGAAACUAAAAUGGCGGCGGUACACCCAGUGAGAAGUGGCGUUUAGGACCAUAGAUAUCUAGGACGAACUCACGGGCCUGAAACAAUGUCUCUUAUCUAGGAAGAAGAGAAGUAGAAGUCUGCCUGUAAAAUGAGUGUGUAUGAGGAGAAAGAGGAGGAGGCGUCUGUUCACACUCAGAGAGCACCAUCUCCAGUAUCCAGUUGUGUGUCCAUGAAGAGUAACAACUCCAUGUUUGAGCCCCCUAAUCUCAGUGAUAGACCAUCUCCAGGAUUCAGUUGUGUGUCCAUGAAGAGUAACAACUCCAUGUUUGAGCCCCCUAAUCUCAGUGAUGGACCUGCUGAAACCUCUGGCCCUGUUAUCUUCAGCAGGAAGAGAAAGAGAGCAGCGUCUCCUCUACAGCCUCCUGAUCUCAGUGAUGAAGCAGCGCCCUUUCACCGUCUUGAUUGGAGAGCUGACCAGAUCAGUGAUUCUCACCAACCAGUGCAUGAUGAUCUUCAGAGGGUCAAAGACCAGCACAAAACCAGCAUGAAGAACAGAUAUGAGAGGGUUUUUGAGGGAAUCAAACUACAAGAGAAUCAGACUCUCCUGAACAGGAUUUACACACAGCUGUACAUCAUAGAGGGAGAGAGUGAAGGAGUGAAUGAAGAACAUGAGGUGCUACAGAUGGAGAAAAGUUACAAGACCCUCCAAGACACUCCAAUCCACUGCAAUGACAUCUUUGAUCCUUCACCUGAACCAGGAUAUGAGGAGAAGAGAAGAGAGAAGAAAGACAAAAUCAAGACUGUUCUUACUAAAGGCAUCGCUGGAAUCGGGAAAACCGUCUCUGUGCAGAAGUUCAUUCUGGACUGGGCCGAGGGAAAAGCCAAUCAGGAUGUAGAUUUCAUGUUUGUGCUUCCAUUUAGAGAGCUGAACUUGAUAAAAGAUCAUCAGUACAGUCUUCACAGACUUCUGCUGGACUUUCAUCCUGAACUUCGAGAUCUGGACUCAGAGAUGUAUGAUGAAUGUACAGUUGUGUUCAUCUUUGAUGGUCUGGAUGAAAGCAGAUUGACACUGAUGUUUUCAGACAGUGAGAAAGUUUCUGAUGUGACUGAGUCUUCAUCUGUGGGUGUGUUGAUGUCAAACCUCAUGAAAGGAGAUCUGCUUCCCUCAGCUCUCAUCUGGAUCACCACCAGACCAGCAGCAGCCAAUCAGAUCCCCUCCAAAUACAUCAACCGUGUGACAGAAAUUCAGGGAUUCAAUGACCCUCAGAAGGAGGAAUAUUUCAGGAAGAGAAUCAGUGAUGAGCAUCAAGCCAGCAGAAUCAUCUCUCACAUCAGAAGAGCAAGAAGCCUCCACAUCAUGUGUCACAUACCCGUCUUCUGCUGGAUCUCAGCCACUGUGCUUCAAAACAUCCUGAAACAAGAUCUCAGUGCAGAAAUCCCUCAAACUCUGACUGAAAUGUACAUACACUUCCUCCUCAUUCAAACUCAUAUGAGGAACCAGAAGUAUGAAGAGAGAGAUCCAGAGAAACUCCUGCAGUCCAACAGAGACGUGAUUGUGAAACUUGCUGAACUGGCUUUCAAUCAGCUGAUGAAAGGCAAUGUGAUGUUCUAUGAGGAGGACCUGAUUGAGAGCGGCAUAGACGUCACUGACGCCUCAGUGUAUUCUGGGAUUUGCACUGAGAUCUUUAGGGAGGAAUCUGUGAUUUAUCACAGGAAGGUUUAUAGCUUUGUACAUCUCAGCUUUCAGGAGUUUUUUGCAGCACUGUAUGUGUUUUUCUGCUAUUUACACAAGAAGAGUGAAGUUAUGAAAGAGUUCCUCACUGGAAAGUCCAGAACUCAGUCUGGAAAUGUUCCUCUGGAUGUGUUUCUGAAGGAUGUAAUGAAUAAAGCCUUGGUGAGUAAAAAUGGACACCUGGAUCUUUUACUUCGAUUCCUUCAUGGCAUCUCACUGGAGUCCAACCAGAGACUCUUACAGGAUGUGCUGAUUCACACAGAGAACAACCCAGAGAGCAUCAAGAAAAUAAUCCACAACCUCAAACGAGCCAAAAAAAACGAUGUCAGUCCUGAAAGAUGGAUGAAUCUGUCACACUGCUUGAUUGAGAUGAAGGAUCAUUCUGUUCUUGAAGAGAUGCAGGCGUUUUUAAACUCUGAAACAAAAAGAAAAAGUCUCUCUCAUGCACAAUGCUCAACAUUGGCGAACAUGAUCCUGAUGUCAGAGGAGGGGAUGGAUGAGUUAGACUUCAUGAAGUACAACAUCAAAUCAAAAGAGGGUAAAUGGAGACUGGUACCUGCUGUGAGGAACUGCAGAAAAGCUCUAUUAACAGCCUGUAAUCUCACAGAUCAGCACUGUGAAAUUCUGGCUUCAGCUCUACAAUCCCCAAACUCCCCCCUGAGAGAGCUGGACCUGAGUAACAAUGACCUGCAGGAUUCAGGAGUGAAGCUGCUCUGUACGGGACUGAAGAGUCCAAACUGUCAACUCAACAUACUGAGGUUAUCUGGCUGUAUGGUGACAGAGGAAGGUUGUGCUGAUCUGGUAUCAGCUCUGAGUUCAAACCCUUCACACCUGAGAGAGCUGGACCUGAGCUACAAUCACCCAGGAGAUUCAGGAGUGAAGCUGCUCUCUGAUAGACUCACACAUCUGGACAAACUCAAUGUGGAUCACGGAGGAGAGUUCAGGAUGACAGCAGGAAUACACAAAUACGCUGUUGAUCUCACACUGGAUCCAAACACAGCACACACUGGUCUCGUGCUGUCUGAGGAGAACAGAAAGGUGACGCGUGUAUUUGAGACUCAGUCGUAUCCUGAUCAUCCAGACAGAUUUGAUGGUUAUUAUCCUCAGGUUCUGUGUGGAGAGAGUCUGACUGGACGCUGUUACUGGGAGGCUGAAUGGAGUGGAGAUGCUGGUAUAUCAGUGUCAUAUAAAGGAAUCGAGAGGAAAGGAGGGAGUGACUGUGUGUUUGGAUGGAAUAAGAAGUCCUGGAGUCUGAGCUGCUCCGAUCGCAGUCUCUCUGUCAGUCACAAUAAUAACCCCACUGAUGUUUCUGCUGAUCCAGGAUCCUGUAAGAGAGUAGGAGUGUGUGUGGACGAGUCGGCCGGCACUCUGACCUUCUACAGCGUCUCUGACACACACACACUCACACACUUACACACAUUCACACACACAUUCCCUGAACCACUUUAUGCUGGAUUUAGACUUUAUAAUGUUAACUCUUCAGUGUCUCUGUGUCACAUUAAACACACACACACACACACACACGCAACUAACUGACUGACACAGACACACACACACACA
Messenger RNA from Pimephales promelas (fathead minnow), 3379 nucleotides. Lineage: Eukaryota; Metazoa; Chordata; Actinopteri; Cypriniformes; Leuciscidae. The record is from RefSeq and is a predicted model, not a curated record.